Messenger RNA from Aspergillus alliaceus, 1546 nucleotides. RefSeq names its product 25S rRNA (uracil2634-N3)-methyltransferase. The transcript is spliced from 2 exons. Gene Ontology annotation, biological process: rRNA base methylation. Gene Ontology annotation, molecular function: rRNA (uridine-N3-)-methyltransferase activity. Gene Ontology annotation, cellular component: cytoplasm. The coding region runs from base 188 to 1477 and encodes 429 amino acids. The record is from RefSeq and is a predicted model, not a curated record. Lineage: Eukaryota; Fungi; Ascomycota; Eurotiomycetes; Eurotiales; Aspergillaceae.
GCUUCUUCUACCACCACCAAAAUUAAUCAUCGAUUGAUCGGGCCGUAUAAUCCAACCUGGUUGUGUCUCUAAAGUGCUCGCCGUUCAGCCUUCUUAGAGACACAAUCUGCCCAUUCAUCUCCCCCUUCCCAUUGGACUUUGUCUCUAAACCAACCCAUCCGAUAGAGACACACACCGCACGAUAAUCAUGCCGAAGUCAAAGAAGGCACGGUGUCACUCUCGUCAUGGAGGUGGUGGCAAUCCCAAAAGAGUUCGUAAAAUGCACACUUUCCUCAAGCUUUCGACUACUAUUCCUUCUACACCCAAGCAGCAGAAUGGUGGCAGGAAGAACCUAUCACGCCAACGGCCGAUUGUUCCCUUUGGGAGAAACGAUCGUAUCUUAUUGAUCGGAGAAGGUGACUUCUCUUUUGCCCACUCUCUGAUUGUCCAACAUCGCUGCAAAUAUGUCCUGGCUACAUGCUACGAUUCUAAAGAAGACUUAUAUAGCAAGUACCCCCAGGCAGAACAUAAUGUGCAGGAAAUUCUCAAUGGUACCCGAAAGAAAAAGGACCAUGGCGAGGACCCGACCAGCAGUAUUGAAACAGAAACUGGAGAUCAAAAUCAGGAACAGGGGAAGCAGCAUGGAGACGACAGUCAUGAGAAACAUGGGAAAGAGGUCGAGCCAAGUCGAGGCAGACCAUCGCAAAAUCGCCAAUCCAAUGUUCUUUUUUCGGUUGACGCACGAAAACUUGGCCACGCCUUCGGAGGAGGGAAGGACGUACGCUCCGGAUUCCCACGCCAGCAACGUAAACGUCCUGCGUGGCAAAAGGCCAAGAAGGGCAGCGACACGUACCCCUCGUCUUCAGUCAAAGGUGGGCCCUGGGACAUGAUUUGUUUUAAUUUUCCUCAUGUUGGCGGCUUGUCAACCGAUGUAAAUCGGCAGGUCCGUGCUAACCAAGAACUUUUGGUGGCAUUCUUCAAAGCUUGUGUACCGCUGCUAUCGUCCCGUCCCGCAGCAGAUCGCAACGACAUUGAAGAAGAUGAAGCUGAGUGGGACUUCAGGACCGAAAGCGGAUCCGACUCAGAUGUAGGUGAAGAUGGCGAGGAUCAGCUAGACUCGCUAAAUGCCAUGGGCCAAGAGAGAUCCCAAUCCAGGAACGGACCUGGGCAAAUCCUGGUUACCCUAUUCGAAGGAGAGCCUUAUACCCUUUGGAACAUCAAGGAUCUUGCGCGACAUGCUGGUCUAAGGGUUGUUACUAGCUUUAGGUUUCCAUGGGCCUCCUACAGAGGAUACUCUCAUGUGCGGACCUUGGGCGAAAUCGAAGCGAAACAUGGAGGAAGAGGUGGCUGGAGGGGGGAAGAUAGGGAAGCUAGAAUGUACGUAUUUGAAUUAAGGGAAGAUCACAUGGUGUCUACAGGGGAAUCUCGAUCCUCGAAGGAUAACAACGUUGCGAGGAAUAAGAGAUCAAGACCAUUCGACAGUGAUGACAGUAAUUGAGCGGUUUCUUAUUUCAUCCGUUCCGCAGUUCAAAGCCAAAUAUAGAAAGAAUGAGCAGGAAAAAAGAAA